AUGCUCCACGCCUUCUUGUCCAUAAUUGAGAGCAUAGCCAAAAGGCCCGUCCAGGCUCACAGCCGAAGCACCCAAGCAAAUGGCUUUGACCAUAUCCGAGCCCCGACGAAAGCCACCGUCAACAAGGACAUUCAGCUUGUCGAAUACUUGUGGGCAAUGUCGAUGGAGUUCCAACAAGAUGGUUAUUGCAAGGGGAGCAGUACUAGCAGCUCGACCACCAUGGUUGCUCACCACAAAACCAUCAAACCCGACUCUCAUGGCAAUGACAGCAUCUUCCAGUCGUUGAACUCCCUUGAACAAAAUAAGCUGCUUCGUACUACCUCUCAACCAAGCCAAUCUCUGUCUCAUGUGGCCAAAGUGCAAAAUGGCACCCUUGAAGCGGAAUCUUCAGCACUCACACUGGCAGUAAAUAGCGGAACCAAGCCGAUGGAUGUACACUGGGCUCAUUCUCACGAUUGA
This is a messenger RNA of Penicillium maclennaniae, 459 nucleotides long. RefSeq lists its product as uncharacterized. The transcript has a single exon. The record is from RefSeq and is a predicted model, not a curated record. Bases 1 to 459 code for a protein of 152 amino acids. NCBI's taxonomy places the organism in Eukaryota, Fungi, Ascomycota, Eurotiomycetes, Eurotiales, Aspergillaceae.